AUGGGAUCCCUGUUGGAUACCCUUCUCGUUCAGCCGUUUGCAGCAGAAGUGAGCUUUGACCCCAUCCCAUGGCAACGAUGGAUGCGGGAAGAAGGUAUGCUUCUCUACACCAUCUCAACAGUUAUCUACCUCUUAACUAUCUUCACCGUUCAGAGAGUGAUGAAGAAUCGCCCUCGCUUCGUCCUCCGUCUUCCUCUCGCCCUCUGGAACAUUGGUUUGUCCGUUUUCAGUAUCGUCUGCGCGUGGCGAUUAAACGUCGCUACGCAUUACAUCCUCUCGCAGCGGGGCGCCACGCUGCACAGUCUGAUUUGCGAGUGCAAUUGCUUUCAUAGGGGACAAACAGGUAGCCUCUGGCUGCUACUUUUCGCGUUCAGCAAACUUCUGGAGUACGGCGACACCUUAUUCGUGGUCCUCCGUAAGGCGAAACUCAUCGUGUUGCAUUGGUACCACCACGUGCUCACCUACUUCAGUACCUGCUAUCUCUUCGCCUACGCCUCCCCGACAGUCUUCGUCAUGGCCAUGGUCAACACGUACAUCCAUUCUCUCAUGUACCCGUACUACGCUCUCCGCAUCCUGGGCGUGGCCGUACCAAAACGCGUUGCCAUGACAAUCACCACAAUCCAAAUCAUCCAGCUCUUGGUGGGAUUUCUCGUCAACCUGUACGCCGCGGGGGCGCUGUUUUGGGGAGUCCCCUGCGAGGUAGACCGAAUCGGACUAGGGCUCGGUCUGUUUGGCUUCGGUACCUUGUUAAUCCUCUUCAUCAAUUUCUUCGUUCACAGUUACUUUUUCGGGACAUCAAAGAACAAAGUUCAAUGAGCAAGGAUGGGUGACAACAUAAUCCACCGGUAUUAGCAUUUAACCGUUAAUGUAUAGAUGUAACCCUAAGAAUGAGACGGAAAGAGCUCCAUCUAUGGACAAUUUAUUGUAACGCAUUAGACGAUACUGCUCUUGCCUAAAAAUGAAAUUAUGAAAG
Molecule: messenger RNA, 973 nt
Organism: Strongylocentrotus purpuratus (purple sea urchin)
Lineage: Eukaryota; Metazoa; Echinodermata; Echinoidea; Camarodonta; Strongylocentrotidae
Product: putative fatty acid elongation protein 3
Exons: 1
Coding region: 1-816 (271 amino acids)
Biological process (GO): fatty acid elongation, monounsaturated fatty acid; sphingolipid biosynthetic process; fatty acid elongation, saturated fatty acid
Cellular component (GO): endoplasmic reticulum membrane
Molecular function (GO): fatty acid elongase activity
Source: RefSeq, a predicted model, not a curated record